AUGGACGAGAGCAAACCCCUGAAGGUGCGCCUGACCUUCUCCGUGAUCCUGGUGGGCGUCUCGCUCCUCUUCGCAGCCGUAGUGACUGAUCACUGGGCCGUGCUGAGCCCCAAAGUGGAGGAGUUCAAUGGCACCUGCGACGCGGCUCACUUCGGGCUGUGGCGGCUCUGUACAAAGCGGAUUGCUAUGCAGAAGCAGGAUCCCAAAGACAAGGGCUGUGGGCCGAUAAGCCUGCCAGGAGAACACAACUGCUCCUACUUCAAGCACUUCACUCCAGGACAGAGCUCGGAGAUAUUCGAAGUAACCACCCAGAAAGAAUACAGCAUUUCAGCUGCAGCCAUUGCCAUCUUCAGCGUUGGCUUUGCAAUCAUCGGGACGAUCUGCGUCCUCUUCUCCUUCAGGAAGAAGAAGGACUAUCUGCUGAAGCCAGCAUCCAUGUUCUACACCUUUGCAGGUCUCUGCAUCAUCAUCUCUGUUGAAGUCAUGAGACAAUCUGUGAAGAGGAUGAUUGACAGCAAGGAGACAGUCUGGAUUGAGUACAGCUACUCCUGGUCCUUUGCCUGUGCCUGUGCCUCCUUCGUCCUGCUCUUCAUCUGCGGCAUCGUCCUCCUCCUCAUCGCACUGCCUCGCUUCCCUCAGAACCCCUGGGAGACCUGCAUGGAUGCAGAGCCAGAGCACUGA
Molecule: messenger RNA, 681 nt
Organism: Colius striatus (speckled mousebird)
Lineage: Eukaryota; Metazoa; Chordata; Aves; Coliiformes; Coliidae
Gene: CACNG1
Product: calcium voltage-gated channel auxiliary subunit gamma 1
Exons: 4
Coding region: 1-681 (226 amino acids)
Biological process (GO): calcium ion transmembrane transport; regulation of calcium ion transmembrane transport via high voltage-gated calcium channel
Cellular component (GO): membrane; L-type voltage-gated calcium channel complex
Molecular function (GO): calcium channel regulator activity; voltage-gated calcium channel activity
Source: RefSeq, a predicted model, not a curated record